AUGUAGUUUUGUGAAUCUCAUUCCUUUAAAAUGAACUUUUGUAUGGGAGUAUUAGUACGACUGUACGAGUCAGAAUUUAGAAAAAGAUGUGGUUUGAUACCCCUAACGGUCUGUUUGGUAGUCGUUAAUAAAUUGUGGUAAUGGGAAUGAAUUUUAAGUGUAAUUUUAUUAGAAAGCACCUUUAAAAUCUCCAUGGGGAGGCAUUUUUUCUCCAUAAGCAAGCAAUCUCACCCAUAAAGUUGUGUUUUUGUCUCUAAGGGGAAGCAAUUUUCAUUACCACUCAUUGGAUGGGAAUGAAAAUUCAAUAAGGAAAGUGGACAAUUUAGGAUAAAUUAGCAUUAUCAUGGGAAUGGUCAAUGAUAUUUUUCACAAAUUUACUCACAAAUUCAUUCCCAUUACCAUCACUUAUGACCAACUACCAAACGGGCCGUAAGUGUUGUUGAUGGGAAAAACAAAAUUAUAAAUUUUACAUGAUUUUGGUUUAAAGUGUGAAGUUUAUGAGCUAAUUGUUCCUAUGCUGUCUGUUAUUCUAUUUUCGCAUUCGUCUGGAUAUGCAAAUAUUCCUCAUAUUUCGUGUACCUAUUUUAUAUCCAGUGGUUAAAAGCUGAUCAACUUAAGGGUUCCUCGAUAAAGUAGAUACUAGCACAAGGUUGCAACGGGAAAGAUUUACAAAGAGAAGGAUGCUGAAGGUUUCAGAUGGGACUAACUGUUCAGCUUAUGCUGAUUCUGCAACCUAUCAACAUGUUGAUUCGAAUAAUGCAACUACAUCUUUUCCAGUUGACCAUGUUAAUCUGGACAAGUUACAGAAUGAUAAAGCUGAUGUCAGAGACCAGAUUGCUGGAUACAUAUUCAUGUGCAACACUGGAACGAAACCAGAUUGCUUCAUCUACAGGGUUUUUGGUCUUCCAGCUUCAAGAAUGAGGGUUGUAGAGAAAAUUAAGCCGGAUACUAAGUUGUUCUUGUUUGAUUUUGAUGUAAAGCUUCUUUACGGGCUAUAUGUUGCUGAUUGUAGUGGAAAGUUGGCGCUGGAGCCAUAUGCUUUUGGGGGAAGGUUUCCUGCUCAGGUUAAGUUCUCGAUUGUCAGAGAUUGUUUACCUUUGCCAGAGGUGGCUUUCAGAGAUGCUAUUAAAGAAAAUUACUAUGGUGGAUCCAAGUUCAAGCAGGAGCUCAAUGAGAUGCAAGUAAAUAAGCUAGUUUCACUACUUCGUGAUAUUCGUCCUAUCUCUGUACAACCACCGCCACGUGCAUCUCCAGCCUUCCUGGAUGCUGUGAGAGGUGUCUAUGAAAAGUAUGUGGUGCCAAGCCAGCAGAUAACCAGACAGACAUACAUGCACCAUGAAAGAAGUGUACCAGAAGUUCCACAAGUUGUGAAUGCAAAUAGCUAUUAUGGACAAAAUCCAAUGCCUUUCUCCAGUGUGUCUCUAGUAUCACCUGCUGCGGCCCCCUCAUCUUCUAUGUUGUCUUCGUCCUUGGGAGCUUCCCAUUGGGUUGCCAUGGCUGCUGAAGCCUUGAAUACAGAAGGCCAAACUUCCAAUAUCACGCUACCACUCAAUGAACCAGGUGUCAGUUGUGACAUGCCAUACAACGGUUCUGAUGUCAGUGGAGCACGCUACUAUGAUGGAUAUCAGGAUCAAACACAUCCCAGUUCUCAUCAAGCACUACCGGUGAACACUGAUCAAGGAGCCUACAACAGGCCCAUCCAUGCUUAUGAGAUGCAGCCAUCCUCUGUGAGUAGCUAUCAUACUCAAAUUCAAGGUCAUUCAACUCUUCCUCAAACACCGACAGCUGGAAGCAGUGGCAUUAGGGUUGAAAAUACACAUAUGUAUCACAACAGCACAUAUCAUCCAGCCUCCAUAAGUUCCGGCUAUACCCAUACUCAAGGUCAUCUAGCUUUGCCUCAAACACAACCAUCACUAAGCAGCAAAGUUGGUGCUGAUAAUCCAUAUCUCAAUUACAGCGGUAUAAACCCUGCGACCUUGGCUUAUGAUUAUGGAAAUCAAGGUUACUAUAGUUGCCAUCAGAAUGCUGCUCCGACAACUGUACAGCAAGUCAAUAAUGCCCCUGCCGAUGCAUCUCAGAUGCACCCAGCAUAUUGGCCUACUGCACCUCAUCCUGGCUAUAUGACAUAAAGACUCUUAUUAUCUCCAUUUAUAGUUCCAGGGACUAGUUCCAUCCUGAUAAAAGUUGUAGAUAAAAGCAAUGAACAUAACGACUUGCCUGUUUUUAUCGUUUGCUCGUGCCUGUUUCAAGGCUUUGGAGUUCGGAAUAUAGUUAGUGUGAGCCGAGAGAUGAUGGUAGUUAGCUAUCUAGUUAGAAUUGGUGUAAUCAUGUGGGUUUGCUACCUCAUAGUUAGUGUGGUAUUUGCUCCUAGACCAAAAAUAUGCACUUUCUCUCAUUACAUGAAUGCGCGCCCUUAUGCAA
Messenger RNA from Beta vulgaris subsp. vulgaris (sugar beet), 2421 nucleotides. RefSeq lists its product as hypothetical. Lineage: Eukaryota; Viridiplantae; Streptophyta; Magnoliopsida; Caryophyllales; Amaranthaceae. Bases 681 to 2129 code for a protein of 482 amino acids. The record is from RefSeq and is a predicted model, not a curated record. The transcript is spliced from 4 exons.